Symsagittifera roscoffensis is the source of this 2500-nucleotide messenger RNA. RefSeq names its product heat shock protein 75 kDa, mitochondrial-like. Gene Ontology annotation, molecular function: ATP binding; ATP-dependent protein folding chaperone; ATP hydrolysis activity. Gene Ontology annotation, biological process: protein folding. Lineage: Eukaryota; Metazoa; Xenacoelomorpha; Acoela; Convolutidae. Bases 12 to 2255 code for a protein of 747 amino acids. The transcript is spliced from 16 exons. Gene Ontology annotation, cellular component: mitochondrial inner membrane. The record is from RefSeq and is a predicted model, not a curated record.
UUGUUUUUGAAAUGCAUUCUUGUAAAAUAAAAGUAUUGAACUUGACCCAGAGAGGAGUGGCUGCCCAUCUAAGAUCUCUCCGUUGCUUGUCCCGAUUUCAUCAGGCCAACUCAAAUUCGACAAUCUCCAGACAUUCCAGCUCAAGUUCUGUUCGGUUGAAUUAUUCUUCGCGUCUCUACAACUGCAGACCUUCGUUUUCGCUGCCUGGUAUCAAUAUUAGAGGACUGAGCUCGGAUUCUGCGAAUAAAGAAAAAGAACCCAUUGAAGCCGAGAUCAUUGAAGAAAACAUAGAGUCUUCAACAGCAGAAUCUGCAGCUGAGAAAGAUGAGCCGAAGUCGAUCAUAACUGACAAUGAGCAGUCACACGGGGAAGCGGAACAGAAGUCUUUCGUGGCGGAGACUCAAAGACUGCUGCAGAUUGUAGCAGAGUCACUGUAUUCGGACAAUGAGGUUUUUCUGCGUGAACUGAUUUCCAACUCGUGUGAUGCGCUAGAAAAGAGAAGACUACACUCACUUACUCAGAGGUCAGACCAGGAGUUCGAGCCCCUAGAGAUCCACGUGAAGACAGAUGACAUCAGAGGUCAAUUGAUCAUACAGGAUACAGGGAUUGGCAUGACUCGUGACGAAAUAGUGACCAACUUGGGCACCAUAGCCCACUCGGGGUCAACCGAGUUCAUUUCCAAGAUGAAAGACAGCAGUGUGAAUGUGUCGAGAGAGAGCAUCAUAGGCCAGUUCGGAGUGGGUUUCUACAGUGCAUUCAUGGUGGCUAAGAAAGUGGAGGUCUUCUCGAAAUCCAAUGCGGAUGCCGCGGACGAAGGAAGUUACUGGUGUUCCUCGGGAGCUGACUCCUACACUCUACAACAGGCAUCCAAUGUGCAGCCGGGAACUAAGUUAGUGCUGCAUCUCAAGGACAGUUGCGUCAAAUUUGCGCAAGAAUCAGUGGUGAAAGAAAUAAUAUCGAAGUUUGCCUCCUUUUUCGACAAACCAGUGUACCUCAACGGGGCUAAACUGCAAUCUAAUGACCCGGUUUGGAUGAAAAGUCAACCUACAGAAGAUGAAUUGAAUAGUUUAUACAGGAGUGUUGUGAAGGGAGGCUCUGAGGCCAGAUUCACACUGCAGUACAGAACAGAUGUCCCCUUGAAUAUGAGGUGCAUUCUCUUCGUGCCAGGAGAGCAGUUCAACAUGUUUUCCACUCUCACUCCGAAGGACAGUGGGGCUGACGUGUCCCUGUACUCUCGCAAAGUGCUCAUUCAGAAACGAGUGGACUCCAAAAUACUACCCGAAUGGGCCAGGUUCCUAAAAGGUGUGAUUGAUAGCGAAGACAUUCCUCUAAACUUAAGCCGUGAGAUUUUACAGAACUCAGACCUGCUUCUGAAGAUGAAGAGAACACUAACUGCGAGGAUCAUCAAAUUCCUACUCGAUAAAUACAAGAGACAUCCCGAGUCUUACAGUGUAUUUUACAAGGAGUACGGGGAUUUCAUACGUGAGGGUGUGCUGGGACUGUCCAACGACAAAUUAGACCAAGAGGAACUGAUGAAAUUGAUGUUGUUCCAAAGCAGCAAGCUAGCAGAUGGGGAGUUUUGUAAUUUAGAGAGUUACGUUGAACGAAUGAAGGCAGGCCAGCGUGAAAUAUUCUACCUCUGUGCUCCCAGUCGAGAACUAGCAGACACAUCUCCUUACAUGGAAACACUCUCAGCCUCGGGAAAAGACUUUGAAGUUUUAUAUGCACUGAAGCCAUUUGACGACAUCACUCUGAGUCAGAGUUUCGAGUACAAAGGAAACCGCAUUGUGAGUAUCGAGAGUGCUAAACAUGGAGCGGCUGCAGAUACUCCAGAAAAGAAAGAUGAUUCUGCAUCAAGUGAUUCCGAGUCGGCAAACGAGAUUCUCAAAUCGCAUUUCCGAUCAGCACUGGGUGAUCUUAUUCACGAGGUGAAAGUUUCGCCGGUGGAUUUCAAGUCGCCAGCUGUGAUUCGCAACUUCGACAUGAGUAUGAGCAGACACAUGUUACUGACUACUCUAGCCGACAGAAGUGAGGACGAGAAACUCAAGUUCCUCCAUGCCGAGUUGGAGUUGAACUCCAGUCACCCUGUUGUCAAGAAGGUCGUUGAACUGAAAGAGUCAGAUCCAGAGACGAGUAAAUUGCUGGCCAGACAAGUACUGGACAAUGCACUAGUGGCUGCCGGAUUAUCCACUGACUCGAGGCUGAUGAUGAAACGACUGGACACGCUCCUCGCUAGAGUAGCCGAGAAAUUGUGAAAGAAAGAGAGUUCGAGUCUUGAGAAGUUGUGAAUGAAUUGUUCGUACAAUGUAAACAACGAUCUUGAUGUUUCUCAAAAUGUGGACAAUUGCAGAACGGCAGAAUGGGAAAAAUUUUCAAAAAAUUGAAAUUAAUCGUAAUCGAAUCUUAAAGCUUGAAGAAUUUCAAAGAGCUUAAACAUGAUUUUUUUGAAAAGUUUCAAAAAUAGUAUUGUUAAGAGUCGAUUCACCUUGUUCAGACACUU